Messenger RNA from Physcomitrium patens, 1823 nucleotides. RefSeq names its product 26S proteasome non-ATPase regulatory subunit 12 homolog A. The record is from RefSeq and is a predicted model, not a curated record. Gene Ontology annotation, cellular component: proteasome regulatory particle, lid subcomplex; cytoplasm. NCBI's taxonomy places the organism in Eukaryota, Viridiplantae, Streptophyta, Bryopsida, Funariales, Funariaceae.
AGUGGAAGUGGGAACAGGAGGGAGGAGAUGGUAGUAGUAUCGUGGUUCUGGCACAGCGCAGCUCCGUUGUUUGUAUUUUCCUGACUUCGCCCUCGUUUUUUCCCCUUCCCCCCAUCCCUCUCGCCACUCACGCUUCUCGAUCCCAGGCUUCGCUCCAUUAUGGAGGACAGUAAACUAGAUGCGACGAUUGAGUCUCUUCUCAAUGAAGAAAAGCAAAUGCGACUUGCUGCAGAUGUCGCUGGCACCAAGAAGGUGGUCACUGAAAUCAUCGAAUUGUGCUAUAAAGCGAAAGCAUGGAAGACUCUCAAUGAGCAAAUCUUGCUUCUUUCGAAGCGACGGUCGCAACUCAAACAAGCCGUGACUUCAAUGGUGCAGCAAGCUAUGCAGUAUAUAGAUGAAACUCCAGAUGUUGAAACUCGUAUUGCACUGAUCGAGACUCUCAACACUGUGUCCGCUGGAAAGAUAUACGUUGAGAUAGAAAGAGCUCGCUUAAUCAAGAAGCUAGCGAAGAUCAAGGAAGAACAAGGAAACAUCGCCGAAGCUGCGGAUUGCAUGCAAGAAGUCGCGGUGGAAACUUUUGGUGCCAUGGCAAAAACUGAGAAGAUUGCUUUCAUUCUUGAACAAGUCCGGCUUUGCCUGGACCGUAAAGAUUUUAUUAGGGCUCAGAUAUUGUCAAGAAAGGUUAAUCCUAAGAGUUUCACUGAAACUGCUAAACAAAAGAAGAAGUCAAAAGAGGCGGAAAGCAUUAUCGAGGCACCAGCUCCCGAUGUGCCAACACUACCUGAGUUGAGGCGGAUCUACUACGAGCUUAUGAUCAGGUACUAUGCACAUAACCAUGAGUAUCUGGAAAUGUGUCGGAGCUAUAUGGCUAUAUACGAGGCUCUGGUGAAGGAUGAGAGCUCGUAUUCUGAUACUGCCAUGGCAGUUGAAGGGCAGCCAGAAUGGGUUCCCAUUUUGAGGAAGAUAUGUUGGUAUUUAGUUCUGGCCCCCCAUGACCCUAUGCAAUCCAGCUUACUGAACAGCACUCUUGAAGACAAGAAGUUGUCCGAAAUUCCUAAAUUCCAAGCUUUAUUAAAGCUGAUUGUGACUAUGGAAGUGAUAAGGUGGGACCGCUUUUGGGAAGAUUACAAGACUGAGUUUGACCAAGAGGUUAAUCUCCCUGGUGGGGCGCUUGGAGAGCGGGCAGCUGAAGACCUUCGUCAGCGAGUUAUUGAACAUAAUAUCUUGGUGGUUUCCAAAUAUUACUCGAGAAUCACCUUGACGAGGCUUUCAGAACUGUUGUGCCUCAGCCUCCAGGAAACGGAGAAGCAUCUCUCAGAGAUGGUGGUUUCGAAGGCCUUGAUUGCGAAGGUCGAUAGGCCAGCGGGAGUGGUCUGUUUCAUCAGCAAGAUGGAUAGCAAUGACGUUCUGAACUCUUGGGCUGUCAACAUUGAGAAAUUGUUGGAUCUUGUUGAGAAAAGCUGUCAUCAGAUCCACAAGGAAACAAUGGUUCACAAAGUCACACUAAAAGUACAGUAAAUAUUACUAGUUCUUCGGUGCUUAUUCCCCUCUCAAAUUCUCCUGGCUCCUUAUUUUCGUUUUAUCGGGUUCAAGACAUUAAAUGUAGCCUUAUACAUUGUCUCGAACAAUAGCUCCUUGAAAAGUACCUGCUGAACUGUUGUUCAUUAGUGGAGUUUCUGGUAGAAGGCUGCAAUAACAGCGAAGUUGCGGCAACUUCAUUGCGGAAAGCAUAAAUGAGUGGAGAGAUCCUGAGAUAUGAAUUUAUUGUAACUAAGAUGAGCUUUUCACACCGUUAACUGAAAGUGCAAUUGAUUCAGGUGAUA